AUGGCUAAGGAUCUUGGGAAUUCUACUAGUGUAGUUGGAUCAACAUCUGGAUUCCUUAAUUCACACAAUCUCAAUGGUUCCAAUUCAGAUGUGUCAUAUCAGGAUGACAAUGGGGGUGAUGAGGUUGACGAUGGUGAUGAUGUUUCUAAUUAUGAUGGCAACGAUGAUUAUAUAUUUGAUGAUGAUGACAACGGUGACAAUGAUGACUAUUUGCAUAUGCAAGCACAAUUUGAUAAAGAGGAUUUGCCUCCUGGGGUAGAAGCUUUGGUUUCUUGGUUGAAGGACCCUCCCCCCAGUGCAAAUGUCCCAUCUGCUAUAAGCACUUCAGCCCAGAGUGCUCAUACUGCAGGUUCAUCUGCCUCUUCAUUUCCUACUGAGAGUACUGAGAGUAAAUAUAAGGCUAUUGCCACCAGCAGUUCAAUCGGCACUGCAGAAUCAAGUUCUGAUGGGAAGACAGAAGAAGAAAAAGACAAUGAAAUAAUGAGAAAGCUUGAGCUUUUCAAGCAAUUUGAUACAGUUGGUGAUUUUUCAGAUCAUCACUAUAGCCGCUGUGGCUUUUCAGGGCAACAGCCUCCCAAGGCUUGGACAAAGAAAAUUCAAGAUGAGUGGAAAAUUUUGGAAAAGGAUUUGCCUGAUACAAUUUAUGUAAGAGUUUAUGAAUCAAGGAUGGAUCUUUUGAGGGCUGUCAUUGUAGGACCACAGGGCACUCCAUACCAUGAUGGUCUUUUUGUCUUUGAUGUUCUCUUCCCUCCUGCCUAUCCAGACAUACCACCUAUGGUUUACUACUAUUCUGGUGGAUUGCGACUAAAUCCGAACUUGUAUGAUUGUGGGAAAGUCUGCCUCAGCCUUCUUAACACCUGGAAUGGCAAUGGAAAUGAAAAGUGGAUGCCUAAGACGUCAACCAUGCUGCAAGUUUUGGUGUCUAUACAAGCUCUGAUUCUGAAUGCAAAGCCUUUCUUUAAUGAGCCUGGGUAUGAAAAUAUGUAUGUUGGGGAGGAGGGAGACAGAAAGUCCAAGGGGUACAACGAGACUGUGUUUAUUCUGUCAUUGAAGACAAUGAUGUAUACACUUAGAAGGGCCCCAAAGCAUUUUGAGGACCUUGUUGCUGGUCAUUUUCACGCUCGGGCACAUGAUAUUCUGUCAGCAUGUAAAGCUUAUAUGGAGGGUGCUCCUGUAGGUUCAGUGGUCAGCGGAAGAAUCCAGGAUGGUUAUGAGGUUGCAAAGGAUUGCCCAAGAGAAUUUAAGGCAGCAAUAGGUAGAAUGAUGAAUGGUCUCGUUUCGAACUUCAUUAAGAAUGGGGCGAAGGACUGUGAGCAGUUUCGUCUGCCCAGCUGA
Ilex paraguariensis (yerba mate) is the source of this 1335-nucleotide messenger RNA. The record is from the annotation of a GenBank genome assembly. NCBI's taxonomy places the organism in Eukaryota, Viridiplantae, Streptophyta, Magnoliopsida, Aquifoliales, Aquifoliaceae.